Molecule: messenger RNA, 5275 nt
Organism: Scophthalmus maximus (turbot)
Lineage: Eukaryota; Metazoa; Chordata; Actinopteri; Pleuronectiformes; Scophthalmidae
Gene: lrriq1
Product: leucine-rich repeats and IQ motif containing 1
Exons: 26
Coding region: 191-5155 (1654 amino acids)
Molecular function (GO): protein binding
Source: RefSeq, a predicted model, not a curated record
GCGAGCUUACGUACUCCCCAGCGUUGUUUCCAUGGAGACUGAAGUAUCUGCUAACCGCGACCUCGAGAAGACCUCGUCAAAUUAGUUUUGCCGGAAACAAUUGGGACGCAGGUGAACUUCACGACGACUAACGGUGGGAACCGAGGGUGAGAGUGAACCGCCGACGACGCUAACGUUUUUUCAAAAAAGCAUGACGGACGCUAGUGAGCUGUGCGAAACAAGCAUGCGGGAGCUAAACGGUGUGGUCGUCUCUGACACCGGGGAGACGGAAGAAGAAAGAGAGCAGGGGAGCCUCGCCUGGCCCGAAGAGACGGUGUCAGAUGAUAUUCCACCAUCUCUGCUCAGCUACUUUGAAACGUCAAAAAGCAGAGCGGCGGUUUGUGAGCAGUUCAUCCUUGCAGAACUCGAAGACUUCACUGCAUCACAUCACACCGAGGACACGAUGGACUUUAAUCAUGAACUGGAUAAGGACAUGAUGCAACUGAAUAUGAAGGUUACUUGUGAAACAGAAAACGAGGAAAAUCUCCUUACACCCAAAGAGGCAGAGGCACUUUUCUCUCACAUCGUGCCCGUUUGUCCUGACAGCGAAGAUGAGGCUGAAACGGACGAGUACAUGGGGCGUGAGGGGAAUCAGGAAUUGGAAGCGAGGACCGUUAAGAGGUCGGCGAGAGAGGAGGAGAUGAAGAGAAGCAGUGAGUCCCAGAGAGAACGGAGAGAGAGACGACACCGAGAGGAGACAAAGACAGAGGAGAGGAGGAGACAAAUGCAAAGAGACUUCCAGGAGGAGCUGAACAAGUUAAUGGAGGCAGAGAAGCGGCAUCAGAGGGAAGUUGAGUUGAUGGGGAUGAGAGCUCAAGAAAAAAUUGAACAGGAGUUUCUGCUUCAGCAGGAGUUGAUCAGCAACUUACAGGAAAGAGUGAAGGAAGAGAGGAGGAGGAGAGAGGAGGAGGAGCAGAAGAGGAUGAAGGAAGAGGGUGAGAAGAAAAGGAAGGAGGAGGAAGAAAAGAAGAAGAAAGAGGUGGAGGACAGGAGGAAAAAGGAAGAGGAGGCGAUCAAGAGAGAAAUGGAGAGAAAAAAGGUGCAGGAAGAGAUGAGAAGGAGGAAAGAGGACGAGGAAAAGAGAAAAAUUGAAGAAGUUAAACUCAGAGAAAAGCACAGAAGGAAAAAGGAAGAGGAGCAGAGGAAAAGGGAGGAAGAGGAAAAGAGGAGAAAGGAGGAAAAGGAAAGGGCGAAGAAAGAAGAGGAGACAAACAAGAUACAGGAAGACAUGAGGAAGAAGGAGGAAGAGAGAAAAAGAAAAGAAAUAAGACUCAAGGAAGAGGAGACGAGGAGAAAGAUGGAAGAAGAGGAGAGAAAACGGAAGGAGACUGAGGAGAAAAUAAAGGAGAGGGAGAAUAGUAGGGAAAGUGAGGGGGAGAAGGUGGAAAUAAGGAAAAUGAAACAAAUUACGGCAAAGAAGACAAUGGAGGAAGAGAGAGGGAGAAAAAAUGCAGAAGAAAUUGGACUUAAGGAGGAGAUUAGAAUGAAAGAAAAGGAAGACAGGAGAGACAGUGCUGAGGAAGAUGAGAGAAGAGCGGAAGAGGCGAGGAUAACUGAAGAACUUGAGGUAAGGGUGAAUGAGGAGGAGAUGAGGAAAAGGGAGGAAGAGAGAAUAAGUGAGGAGGAAACAAGAAGGUUAGAGGUAGAGACAUUGAUGAAGAGGCAGGAAGAGGAAAACGGAGAAACCAGAUUAAUGCCACUGGAGGAAGAGGAGAAGAGGCUUAGUAUGGAAGGCAGAGAUAAAAGGAAGGAAGAAGAGAAAAGAACUCAAGGGGAAGAGCAGAGGAAAUGGCGUGAGGAAGAAAUGAGGAGGCGGAGAGAAGAGAAAACCAAUAUUCAAAAAGAAAUGAUGGAUUGGGAUGAAGUGUGUGAAGCGGACGACGGUAAGGCGGAACACCAAAGGGAGGAUGCAAAAAGAAAUAUAGUAGCAGAGGAAGCCGUGAGAAAAAACCCUGGAGAAGACUCACAAACGGAGGAGAGAAAAGUCAAAGAAGAGGAGGAAAGGAACCACAUUAGAGGGCGGGAUACUGAAGAGGACGGGAGGCUGGACGUGCGAGAGAAGAAGAGGGGAAGUCACAACGAGAGCGAGAGCACGGAGAACACCGGACACUCCCCGACCUCACAGUUAGAAAGCGGCAGCGCCCCGAACCAGCCGAGCCCUGGCCCUGCAACCGGCGAGUCCACAGCCACCUGCUCACACACUCCACAACAGCUGCACCCAAACAACGCCACAUGUGGGGACGCACAAGGUGCAGAAGUCACUCCUUGCACUUUGUCCGCCUCUUCACCCGCGUGUCUCCCGGAGCGCACGGAGCAGAGGAGACUGCGGUGGAUGAAGGAGUGCAUCCCGUGGUCCAAACCGUCCCCCCAGAACAAGAGCAUGCAGAGGGGACGCGGCCGAGGCCGCAGGGGGCCGAGCAGGGCCGCCGGGGCCGGGGGUCUGCCGCCGCUCUGCCCGCAGACUCUGCUCCAGUCCGCAGGCCUCAAAUCCCUGCAAGAGGUUACCACGGUGACCCUAGAGGACUUGCCCGGCUGCAGCUUGGUAACCCUCGCUCAGUGUGCUCGCCUACGGUCCCUCACCCUCAGACGCUGUGGCCUUCGAUCCCUGGAGGGCGUCAACCAGCUGCCGCAGCUCUGCCACAUCGACGUGCAGGAGAACGACAUCUCGUUUGUGGACUGUGAAAACAUGAGCAGUCUGAGAGUUCUUCGACUUGGCCACAACAAGCUGACGUCCAUCCAUGGUCUGAGUGGAGCGGACAAUUUGGACGUUCUGGACCUCUCACACAACUGCAUCAGCCGCAUCGCUGGUCUGGAGUCUGUGAGGAGGCUGCAGUGGUUGUCACUGGACCACAACCAGCUGAUCAGCACCAAAGGACUGAGGGAAAUCUACACCCUCCUUCACCUGGACUGCUCGCACAACCACCUGGCCGGCGUGGAGGGUCUGGAAAACAGUGCCCUGCUCCACACGCUGGACCUGAGAUCCAACAGCCUCACUGAGCCCCCGAGUCUUGACAACCACGUCCUCCUCAGAGAGCUGCAGCUAGACGACAACAGCAUCUCCUCACUGCAGGGCCUGGCGCUCUGCUGGCUUCCCCUCAUGCACCGCCUCUCUGCGGCGCAGAACAGAAUUACCUUCCUGCCCUCCAUGUCGGAUUUCGUCUCCCUUGCGAGUCUGGAUCUCCAAUUCAACUGCAUGUCAGAACUGCACAAUGUGUGCGAGAGCGCAGAGGGAUGCCAGUUCCUGCGAGAGGUCCACCUCACCGGGAAUCCUCUUCAGCAGGAGAGUGGCUGGAGGUCCACGCUGCAGAAGGCGGUGGCCGGCCUGAGAGCCAUCGACGGCGAGGAGACAGACUCCUCUCCGUCGGCCCCCGCCGCUCGACGGGGCGGCUCGGCCUCGGGCAGCUUCCUAACGUUUUGUCAGGCUCAGCUUGAGCAGACUCGUGAUUUACAGCGGCGGCAGCGCAUGGAGCUCAGUAAUGCCUCAUCUCCCCUGGAUGCUGUAAAGAGCUCCUGCCGACACUUCUCUGAGACUCUGAAGCUGGCUGUGGACCAGAGAUUCGCCCACGAAUAUGGUGACACCGUUGUGUCUGCAGGCCAAGCCACGCUCGAGGAAACGGUGGACAUGGACGGUGCCAGUGCCGAAAAGCUCGCUGAGCACUCGGAAAUGAAGUCCGCUGAAAGAGUUCCACCAGUCUUUCCAAACGGCGUCAGUGUCCACUGCAGCUCCUGGAAUUUAGAGGAGAAGUCACCUGCGGAGAGUGGGCUUGACACAUUUGACAGUGUCGGAUCCAUUCAAAAGACAGGCCCUCACUCCCUGUCAACAAAGGAAGAAUCAACUUCCUCCCAUCUUGAAAUGUCACCUGUGUCCGACCAUCAAGACCUGGACCCCAGAAGCACAGCAGCAGUCGUGAUUCAGCGGCGGUGGAGGAAAUACAGACAGAAAUGUGGGAACAUCAGCAGCCCCCCCACAGCUGAGGAGGAAGGUGGAAGAGGAGGAGAUAAGGGAAAGCCAGAGUCAACACCUUCUUGUGUUGACAGGAGCGCUGUUGGCCAAGUUUACGCAGCAACCAUCAUCCAGGCCUUCUGGAGGGGCUCCGCUCUGAGGAGGAGGCUCGCAUCUGCCCUGGCCGCUGUCACGAGCUCCGACAGCGGAGAGGACGGAGCCUUUGAGGAGGUAGACGUGGAUGGAUUUGACUUUGAUGAGGCAGCACUGGAAAUACACUGGAGAUUGCCGCUUUCUGAAGACUCAUCUUACCGCCAUCCUCCUGUAUCAGAGCAGCCGCUUCGUCUGAAGCCUCCAGGGCUCCUCCCUGAUCCCCCCCAGUACACACUCCCACCAACACCUCUGUUGAGGCCGAAGCAGGCCUGGGUGGCCGGAGAGCAAAUGGACUCUUCUGGACAGAGCGUUUCCCCAGACAGCUCCAACAGGAGCAAAUCUGCUUCAGCGUCAGUGCUCAGCGGUCUCUCUGCAAGAUCAGAACAGAUACUGGAAGAAUGGGGGUUUAGCGACAGCAACACAGCUCUUCUGAUGCUCAAGAGAGCGCAGAAGAUGGGGUCGAAGAAGCCACAACAGAGGAAACACAGAGAUCCCUCUGACUGCCUUGCCUUGUUCAGAAACCAGCACAGCCCAGUGGAGGCACGAAACAGGCCUGCACUGCCCAACAGAUGUCAUAUGAAAGUGUUCAAAGCUGAGCUGGGCCUUCAGCCGGAGGAGCGGACGGAGCAAGUGAAGCGGGAGCGAGCUCAGCAGUGGCUGCGCGCCCAGUCUGACAGGGGCUCGGAGAGCGGUGAGCGUUUCUUACCAGAGAUCAGCUCAGUCAUUCUGAACGGAGGCCGAGUGCAGCUGGUGGCUGACCCAGGGUACACUGAACGUCUACAUCACGCCAGUGGAUUGUGGGCCGGCAGCAGCAGCAGCAGCAGUUCAGCUGCCCAGCCCAGCGAAGAGAGAAACGAUCCUCACAGAAACUCGGUGGGCCGCGCAAGGAUGGACGUCUCGUCUCCUGAGCUCGUCAAGUCGGCACCAUCGAAAAAGGAACGCAUCUCCUUCCGAGACAACCCCGUCCAGCUGAGCGGCGGCUGGGGAGGGGGCAGGAAGAGGGAUAACGUGUACAAGUAAAAACACAAACUUCACGUCAAGAACGACAUCCUUUUUUUUUUUUCCUGCCCUGACCCAACACUACUUAAAGCUACAGUGUGUAAUAUUUAGAAGAACUUAUUCACAGAAAUUUAAUAUAUU